Molecule: messenger RNA, 1561 nt
Organism: Solenopsis invicta (red fire ant)
Lineage: Eukaryota; Metazoa; Arthropoda; Insecta; Hymenoptera; Formicidae
Product: odorant receptor 63a-like
Exons: 4
Coding region: 36-1250 (404 amino acids)
Biological process (GO): detection of chemical stimulus involved in sensory perception of smell; sensory perception of smell
Cellular component (GO): plasma membrane
Molecular function (GO): olfactory receptor activity; odorant binding
Source: RefSeq, a predicted model, not a curated record
GUUGAGUCAUCCGCGUAGUUCGUGUAACCACCAUAAUGUCGAAUGAUGUUUGGAACGAUGAUAUCGCUUAUGAGUUCUCUACUCACAGAACACUUAUGCAAAUACUUGGUAUAUGGCCCCUACAAAAGAAGACGGUAUUUACUAUCAUCCAUUGGAGCGUAAUAAUAAUUCUGCAGUUGUUGUCAAUUAUCUUGAUCUACAUGGACUUGACUGAAAAGUAUGGUGACACCGGUAGAACCAUGGAUGCCAUAAUAUAUAUAUCAAGCACGGUGUGUUUGAUUUUGAAAUAUUCCUGUCUUGCUGCUAACCAAAGAAAACUGGCUAAAAAUAUCAAUGCUGCUUCCGACGAUUGGUUGUGUGCAAAAAAUAAUGAGGAAGCAUACAAAAUUAUGAAAAAACAUUCAUUUGAAUCCAGAGUCUACACUUUCGUUAUGUUAUAUUCAACUUACACAUGUGGUUCUCUUUACAUAAUGUCUGUCGUUGUUGUGAACAUAAAAGAAAUAUUUUUCCAAGCCCAAAUGGUGAAUGCAUCAAAUGAUAUUAAUACAGAAGACAGAGCAUAUAUAUUCCCAUGUGGUAGUUUUGGUGACAAUAUGACUACUUUGCAGUACACAAUGUUUACCAUCUUUCAAAUUGUUCUAUUACUCGUAGUAUGUACAGCGCAAUCUAUUACGGACAGUUUUUAUAUUAGUCUUACUCUACAUAUCGCUGGUCAACUUAAAAUACUUGAAACAAAAUUUAAAAAUUUAUCAAGUAAGCCAGAUAAUCAGCUAUAUUAUCGGAAGCAAUUUAUUAAGUUGGUUAAUAGACACUGCGAAUUAAGGGAUCACAAUCAGAAUGUGGAAGAUACGUUUCAUUUGGUUAUAUUAUACCAACUUGUUACAGUAACUCUCCUAUUGGCACUAUCAGGAAUACGUAUACUAAUUUACUUAAGAAGCAAAAUUUAUUUUGAAUCACUAAAAACUGCUCUAAUCAUAAACUUUUUGUUUAUGGAAUCGCUGCUAUAUUGCAUUGGAGGUGAUUUUGUACAAAGAGGAAGUACAGGAAUAUUCCACGCAAUGUACACGACUUCCUGGUAUACGCUUCCUUUAACGUUGAUGAAAGACAUGAACUUUGCGUUGAUGAGGUCAGCUCGUUCAUUUCAGCUCACCGGUGGAAAAUUUUUCUACGUUAAUCGCAUGGCGAUGGUGUACGUUCUGAGAACAGCAGCUUCAUACAUUUCGUUUUUGCGAGUGGCUCUAAAAGAAUAAAAGUCAACAAAUCUAAUUAAAAUUUGCAGAAUAAAAAUUAUUGAUGCUAUACAAAAUCUGUAAAUACGAUUAAUUAAAAUAUUAUACAUAUAUUUAAUUUUUAUAUAUAAUUAUUAAUUAAUAAUAACAAAAGAAUGAGAAGUUUCAAGUUUUAAACUCAUAAAUGUAAUAAAAGAAAUAGAAACGUUGUUUCCAUACAAUGCACAUUAGUAACCACGUUGCGCUCUCAAUAGCCUUGCCUAGUUUUCAAACAUUUCAAAUUAUGUUUUAAUUAUUAAUAUUUUAAAUAGUUCAAAUACAUACCAAAAGUU